Messenger RNA from Carya illinoinensis, 849 nucleotides. RefSeq names its product monothiol glutaredoxin-S10-like. The record is from RefSeq and is a predicted model, not a curated record. The transcript has a single exon. The coding region runs from base 266 to 574 and encodes 102 amino acids. Lineage: Eukaryota; Viridiplantae; Streptophyta; Magnoliopsida; Fagales; Juglandaceae.
AAUUCAUGAUAAUUUCCAUCACAAACGUAGCUGCCUUCUAAAGUAUUAGAUCUCCUAUCAAUCUUCAUAGCUUGCAUUUGCCAUAUUUUCCAUCACAACCCACGAUCGCUAAUUACCUCUAGCUAUUUUAAAGUUUAUUCGUCUUCGGAAAGUACUACAAGCUGCUAGCUCAUACGUACAUUUAUACUUCUCUUUAGCACAGCUAGAGAGAGAGAGAGAGAAAAGCUUCUUCAAUUGUGAGUUAGCAGGACCAUCAAUAAUAUCAAUGGAUUGCAUUGUUAAAAUUGCAUCGCAAAAAGCAGUGGUGAUCUUCAGCAAGAGCUCGUGCUGCAUGUGCCAUGCAAUUAAAAGGCUGUUUUACGAGCAAGGAGUGAGCCCGGCAAUUUUCGAACUUGAUGAGGACUCGAGAGGGAAGGAAAUGGAGUGGGCACUCACGCGGCUAGGAUGCAACCCCUCAGUUCCGGCAGUGUUCAUUGGGGGUAAAUUCGUGGGCUCUGCUAACACUGUCAUGACACUUCAUCUCAAUGGCAAUCUAAAGAAAAUGCUCAAAGAAGCCGGAGCUAUUUGGCUCUGAUUAACAUGAAUAUUACAGAUCAUUUGCCUAGCUCGAUCUAUCUAGCUAGCUAACCCUCGGCCCUAGACGUUCUAUGUUUUUGAAUAAGGUUAACUCAGCUCUCUUUUUUUUCCCUCUUAAUUGAGCCUUUCCACCACUUUUUGUGUAACUUUUUUGUUUCUACCUAUAACUAAUAAUAUCUGGCGGCUCCAGUAGGAACAAUUAAUGUCAUGCAGAUUAUGUGGCAAAUAAUUAUAUAUAUAGAGUACUCUCAUGUGUACGUACGUAGUUCCUUA